AUGAAUAAGUGUGUGGUUGCCAUUAUUGGAACUACUGGAGUGGGAAAAUCUGAUUUGGGGGUUCAAUUAGCUAAAGCGUUUAACGGAGAGGUUAUUAACGGGGAUUCUAUGCAGGUCUACAAAGGACUGGAUAUCAUCACCAACAAAAUACCUGUCGAAGAACAGGACGGAGUUCCGCAUCAUCUAAUGGAUUUUCUGGAGCCGCAUCAAGAAUAUCGAGUAACUGAAUUUACUAAAGAUGCUUUACGACUUAUCAACGAGAUACAUUCUCGAAAUCAUCUACCAAUAAUUGUCGGAGGCACUCACUAUUACAUACAAUCACUACUCUGGAAAAAUUCACUUGUCAGCGAGACGGCAUCAUCAUCUUCAUCUAGCGAAGAUUCUGAUGACAACGAGAAUGAUAAUAAGAAUGAUUAUAGUAAGAAUGAUGAUGAAGAGAAGAUACUUAAUGCUGAUACCAGUAUCUUGUACAAACGUCUACAAGAAGUCGAUCCGGUGAUGGCGAACAGAUGGCACUGGAAUGAUAGGCGAAAAAUUCGUAGAAGCUUACAGAUUUAUAUGAGAACUGGUAAACGACAUAGUGAGUGGAUCGAUGCACAACAUCAACUUGAAGAAGAAGCUAACUCACCUCGAUUUCCGCGAACAUGCAUAUUCUGGCUAUAUGCCGAUCCUGAAUAUCUCAAUCCUCGACUGGACGCAAGAGUUGAUAAAAUGAUAGAGAAAGGUCUGUUUGAUGAAAUACGAUAUCUGAGAAAUGAACUAAAAUUGGGACAACAAAAUACGCCGACUGGAGAUCCUGUCGAUUAUACACACGGAAUAUGGCAAGCUAUUGGCUACAAAGAAUUUGAUCCGUAUUUAUCGUCGUUGGAGUGUACUAACGACUCUUUAGGUGACAUUACAUCUACUCGAGAAAACGACCAAAUCUUGAAGCAAUCGUGUACUAAUACGAUGAAAGCUGCGACUCGUCGUUACGCAAGGCGACAAGUGCGUUGGAUACGUAAUAAGUUCUUGCUAAAGUUACAACAACAAAUCUCUUCGUCUUCGUCUCAAUCAGAAGAGACACAUAUCACGAAAUUGUAUCUAUUGGAUGCAACUUCUUUGGACACUUGGACCGAAAACGUCUCUAAUGUCGCCAUAAAUAUCACAAAAGAGUUUAUGAACUCUGGCACAGGGCCUGAUCCUACGCAAUUAAAUUCCAUAGCUGCAGAAAUAUUAUCACAGCCAAUCCAGAAAAUGGGCACAUCACAAAGUAUCCACAACUGGAAAAAAUAUCAAUGUGAAAUCUGCACGAAAUUCGCAAAGCUUUUCGGUUAUAAUAAGCUCAAUCAGGAUGAUAAAAUUGAUCAAGAGGAUAGUGAUGCUUGUGAUCAUCAAUCGAAGACGGAAUCAGAAUCUCGACGAAGAUCACCGUCGUUAUCAUCGCCAAAUUUAUCCCCCAUUAUCACGCUUAACGGACCGACUGAAUGGAAACAACAUUUGAAAAGUAAAUGGCAUUUGAGUAACGUAAAAUUACUAAAAGAGAUGAAUGAGAAAUGGGGCGGGGAAUUGCCACCUUGGUUUAGCAAAGCGAAAAAAUGA
Molecule: messenger RNA, 1578 nt
Organism: Ambispora leptoticha
Lineage: Eukaryota; Fungi; Glomeromycota; Glomeromycetes; Archaeosporales; Ambisporaceae
Source: the annotation of a GenBank genome assembly